AUGAUCUCGGCUGCACCUUUCUCGUCGACCUCGAUGGCGACGACCCCUGUACUCGACGUGCAACGCACGAGCGCGCGCGACGACGAGCGCGACUUUGUCCUCGAGGGCGUCUUCAUCCACCCGGACCACCUCGCGCAAGGUUUCUUCGCCGACGAGCUCGUCGACUCGUGCUCCGAGACGUCGAGCAUCGUCGACUACAACGACGAGCUCCCCGUCGCCGAGCUCUCCGGCCUCGCGCUCAACUGCGGGUCGGCGCAGGACGCGUCGCACGACUACUUCGCCCCGCGCGCCGGCUCGUCCAACCCGUCGCCGUUCUACUCGGGCUCGACCGAGUCGAGCCAGGCGUCGUCGCUCCUCGAGCGUGACAGUCCCGGCGCAUGGUCGGCGGCCAGCACCCCGACGUGCGACGCGCUCGUCAAGCCCGACUUCUCGCGCCGGUCGUCCAUGUACUCGGUCUCGGACGUCGCCUCGCCCUGCAUCCCGGCGACGUUCUCGUACGCGUCGUUCCACGCCCCGGCGACGGUCUCGGCGCCCAUGACGCGCCUGCCGUCGCGCAGCACCUCGCCGACGCGUCCGUCCCCCUACUCGCGCCCUGCCUCCUCGGCGUCGCACGGCGGCGCGUCAAUGACCCGCUCCGUGUCGUCGCCGGUCGAGACGCAGCGCCAGGUCGAGGACCGUCAACGCCGCAUCUCGAUCGCCGAGGUCGUCAUGGACGAGCGCGCCGUCAAGAUGGCUCGGUCGCAGUCGACGGCGACGACGCCCGUCCUCGGCGCCUUCCCGUCGCACCUCACCGGCAGCGCGUCGAUGGGCCGCACGUCGAGCAAGCCCCUUUUCUCGCCGCUCAUGGCGGCUUCGUCGUCGUCGUCCGGCUGGGCCAACCUCCCGGGCGCGUCGCCCUUCCUCGCCUCGCGCCCCGGCACGAUGCCGCUCCGCAACGAGCGCGCCCACUCGUACGCCGGUGUCGAGAACUACUUCCCGCCGCCGAGCGCCCUCGCCGAGCCGCGUCGGUCUGUCCCGACGAUCCCGUACGCCGCCUCGACCUCGGCGCCUCGCCAGUCGCGCCGCAUCUCGCGCAUCUUUCCCCUCACGCCUAUCCUUCCUCAGUCACCCGAGCUCGCCGUCGAGCCCUCACCCACCGAUAUGCCGUCCUCUACCGCACGCCAACGCUCGCCCUUGACGCGACUCGUCGCGGCCGUCGUGCCCGUCCCGCUCCUCCUCGCUGCGGUCCUCCUGCAGGCGCCGAGCCCGGCGAGCGCCGCCAUCAUCGGCGCCGAGCUGCACAACGUCUCGUCCGACACUACCCAGUUCAGCUACGUCGGCCGAUGGCGGUCCGACACCGAGGACGGCGUCUACCAGGCCUACUCGAACGACACGGACGCCGUCGUCACCUUCUCGUUCGUCGGUGUCGGCGCGUCAUACCUCGCCGAGAAGCGCGACGACCGAGGAAUCUGCUCGAUCCAGGUCGACGACCAGUACCCGACCUACAUGGACCUGUACGACAACUCGGGCUACUCGCAGGGCCUGCAGCCUAUCUGGAGCAGCGGCACGCUCGUCUAUGGGCAGCACAACAUCACGAUCUCGCAGGUCGGGCCCGACUCGCGCUUCGGCUAUUACCCGUACCUCGUCACGUCUACCUGGCUCGAGGCGGUCCCGAGCGAUGUCGCGUCCUACCUCAACACCCAGGUCAUUCCUUCAUCGACCGCAUCAUCUAUCCCGACCCAGUCGUCGAGCUCGUCGCCCAACGUCGGCGCCAUCGUCGGCGGCACGAUCGGCGCCGUCCUCGCCGCCAUGCUCCUCGGCUUCCUCUUCUACCUGUACUGGCGCGACCGCACGCAGCGCAAGCGCAGCGAGGGCGCGCCCGUCGAAAAGGUCAAGAAGGCCGACGGCAAGAUGGCGAUCGAGGACGAGCCCGAGUCGAGCCCCUACGGCGGCGCGCCGUACCCUGGCUGGGGCGCCGGCUUCAGCGGCUACGGUUACCCGCACGACCCGUACGGCGCCUACUCGAGCGGCGGCGCGUACACGCCGUACGGCUACGACCCGAGCUCGGCCGCCGGGUCGGCCUGGGGAGGCUACGCUCCGCCGCACCACCCUCAGCACGCGCACCAGGGCGGCGGUGGCGGCGGCGGGUACCUCGGCGCGCCCCUCUCGGCGGACUCGCGCUCGGCCGACUCGCACAGCGCACCCGCACCUCGCGCGAGCGGCGGCGCGAGCAGCUCGGGCGGCGCGUACCCGGCGUCGGCGGCACGAGGGUCCAACUACGACUCGGCGUACCACUCGGGCGACGGCAGCGACUCGCGCAGCUACCCGUACCACGUGCAGGGCUUCGGCACCGAGUCGAGGUCGUACCCCGUGCCCGAGAUCUAGAGGCCGUUUCGGAGCGGCGUCGAGUCGGUCGAGGCGGGCGAGCUGUUGGACGGACACUGCGCGAGGGCCGGGCUUUUCCCCUUUCUCCUCUCCCUUCUUUAAUCUUGCACACGGUACUCUGUUGUUCUGCUACUUGCAUCGCGAGCCUCCUUCUACUGCC
Molecule: messenger RNA, 2524 nt
Organism: Rhodotorula graminis WP1
Lineage: Eukaryota; Fungi; Basidiomycota; Microbotryomycetes; Sporidiobolales; Sporidiobolaceae
Exons: 5
Coding region: 1-2364 (787 amino acids)
Source: RefSeq, a predicted model, not a curated record